Molecule: messenger RNA, 288 nt
Organism: Aspergillus pseudoviridinutans
Lineage: Eukaryota; Fungi; Ascomycota; Eurotiomycetes; Eurotiales; Aspergillaceae
Product: RING finger protein
Exons: 2
Coding region: 1-288 (95 amino acids)
Source: RefSeq, a predicted model, not a curated record
AUGGUGACCCAGGGAUCAAAUUCUCCAAUAGCGGUGAUUGCGGUGACUAUCGGGGCAUUUGCUGUCAUCGUUGUUGCAAUGAUAGUGAUUGCCUGCCAAGUGCGCAAAAAUGCAGCUCGUGCUUCAGCCUCAAACUCCUUAAAAGAGAAAACCAAGCAUCAGUCGGACACAGAAAUGCUGCAAAAGCUGGAGUCUCUCUGUCCCACCAAAUCGUAUGACGAAUGGAUAGAACGCUCCCAGGUCGAGCAAGACUUGUCUGAUCGCGCUUCGACGCGCUUUACAUGGUAG